Messenger RNA from Adineta steineri, 1722 nucleotides. NCBI's taxonomy places the organism in Eukaryota, Metazoa, Rotifera, Eurotatoria, Adinetida, Adinetidae. The record is from the annotation of a GenBank genome assembly.
AUGGCUACUGCGGAUCGUGAUCAAACUGUUAUUCGUCGAACAAUAAUUGAACGUGGGAUUCGUGCUAGUGAUAAUUCAGCUGGCGGUCGUGCUGGUGGUUUAGAAGCUGUACGUAAGUUAGCUAAACAACAUGAAGGCGAACAACUUGAAAUGCAAGAACUUAAUACAAAAUUUGGCGCAUAUCUUGAUCGCGUUAAAUUUCUUGAAACACAAAAUCGUAAAUUACAAGCUGAACUUGAUUCACUUAAACAAAAAUGGGGUUUUGAUUCUGGUAAAGUUAAAGAUCAAUAUGAUCAAGGAUUAGUUUCAUUACGAAAACAAAUUGAUGAUGUUACACGUGAUAAAGCUUUAGCUGAAUUACGUGCUAAACGUGCUGAAUAUGAUGCAUCGUUAAUAAAACAUCAAACUGAUUUUGCUAAUGAAUUAGUUAAUCUCGAUCGUAAUCGUUUUACUAUGCUUAAACAACAACUUGAAGGCUCUGGUUCAGAAUUAGAUUCUUUACGUAAUCGAUUUGAAGAUAAAAAACAAGAAAUUGAUCGUAGUAAAGAUGAAGUUCGACGUCUUUUAGCACAAUUAGAAGAUUUAAAAAAUGAAUUUGAUCAAGAAUCUAUGCAACGUGUUAUGAUACAAAAUGAAUUACAAACAUUAGAGGAACAAUUAGCUUUUAUGAAAGCUGUUCAUGAAGAAGAACGCAAUGAAUUAGCUUCACUUGGUACAUUACCUAUUGAUGUUAGUCAAUUUUAUCGAACGGAAUUAACACGUGCUAUUGCGGAUAUUAAGAAUGAUUUUGAAGCACUUUCACAAGCACAACGACGUGAAUUAGAAGAAUAUUAUCGAAUUAAGACUGAAGAAAUUCGUGAACAAGCAGCUGAACAAAAACGUAAAAUUGAAGAAGCCCGUCGUACAGGUGCUGUUGAAAUUAUGGAUUUAUCUGCAUUAAAAUCUUUAUUAUCUGAAAAUCGUGAUAAUUAUAACAAAUUACAAAAAGAACAUUCAGAUUUGGCAAAUGAACUUCGAGAAUUAGAAGAAAAUUUUGAACGAAUUUCAGGCGAACAUAAUCGAGCACAAAAUGAACGUGAUCGAGAAUUAGCUGAAUUACGUGGUCAAGCUGAACAACGUGAACAAGCCAUUGCUGCUGUACUUGAAAAUAAUGUUUCACUUAGAUUUGAAAUCAAUACAUAUAGACGUUUACUUGAAGUUGAAGAAGGUCAUCUACAAAGAAUUGAAAAUGGAGAAGGUUUAACUAGUGGUACAAAAGGUCCAUCAACAUCAUCAUAUCAUUUUCAAUCAGGAUCAUCAGUUAGUGGAAAUACGGCCGGUCGUUAUGAAGCAACACCAUCAGAUGUUUCAACUAAGAAAAUGACCGUACAAAAAUCGGCACGAGGCCCUCUUGCUAUUGAUCAGGUAGAUCCUCAAGGUAAUUUUAUCGUCAUCGAGAAUGCCGGUUCACCAGGCAAAGAUCAAGAAUUAAAAGGCUGGACAUUACGACGAAAAAUUGACGCCAAAGAUGAUAUUGUUUAUAAAUUUCCGGAUAAUUUUGUACUUAAAUCACGAUCACGUGUACGUAUAUUAGCUCGUACUGCAAGUAAAGGUUCAGUAAAUGAAAAAGAAACAUUAGUAGCUGAAGGUAUUCAAACAUGGGGUACAGGUACAACUAUGGUCACACGUCUUUUUGAUGCAAAUGGAGAAGAAAAAGCUUUAUUUAAUCAAAAAUUUCAAUAA